This is a messenger RNA of Epinephelus moara (kelp grouper), 5153 nucleotides long. Its product is annotated as transcriptional repressor scratch 1-like. Gene Ontology annotation, biological process: regulation of DNA-templated transcription. Bases 1009 to 1908 code for a protein of 299 amino acids. Gene Ontology annotation, molecular function: DNA-binding transcription factor activity, RNA polymerase II-specific; RNA polymerase II cis-regulatory region sequence-specific DNA binding. The record is from RefSeq and is a predicted model, not a curated record. NCBI's taxonomy places the organism in Eukaryota, Metazoa, Chordata, Actinopteri, Perciformes, Serranidae. The transcript is spliced from 2 exons.
AGCCGCAGCUCCGUACGCGCCGAGGAGAGAAGAGGGAGACAGAGAGGAGGAGAGGAGGAGAGAGUGAAAGAGAGAGUCAGCAGACGGGGAGAGGAUCUGUUCGGGUCUUCCAACUGCAGUUUUGUUUCAAACAUUUUUUGAGCAAUAUUUUUAAGGGACUGUGACGACAUUUUUGGCUCCGUUUGUUGUGGACUCACCGGUUGGCUUUUAGAGCACCUUUAACCUUUGUUUCUCUCUGGCGGUUCGCCUACAGCACCCUUACCUACACACUUCUUCUGAAGACAAAAAUCAGAUUGAGUUGAGUGCCCUGCGUGGGAAUUUCCACCGGAGUGUGUUUCGGAAACUUCUUCUUCUCUCUUUUCUCUCCGGUGCUGAACGGACAGCGGCUGUUGGCUGUGGCACGCGGAGGACGGGGAGAGAACAGUCUCGCGCCGAAGGGAGCUGUCCGGUGCUGAAUCAACCACACCGGCUUGGAGCACCCAUUUCUGGGAGCUGUCCGCGUGCUGAAGACCAUCGCUUUGAAACGAGGAAGCAAACGAUAUUCUGUAUUUUGUUCUUAAGGAAACGGAAUAAAACAAGAAAAGGGGGUUGUGUUGUCCUCGUGCCAGUAGCCAAAACAGGACCUGGUCUAUUUUAUGUUUUAUUUGGACCUUUCAGAGCUCCACAGGUCUUCCAGAGGCGGAGGAAACUGACUAUUUUACCACUAAGAACCAAACAAAUCACAAUCUGUCUGACUUUGAAUUUAAGGUAUGCUAAAAAGCAGAAGCACGUGAGGAGCUGAUUCUUUAAAGCCAUGUCUCCUCUCCACUUUGGAGGCUGUUUGAUUGGAGGGAGCAAACGCACCUUUAGUAGCUGAAACCAGGGAGCACAUUAUAAUAAUAAUAAUAAUUUUUUAAAAAGGCGAUUAAGAGUUCCAGUUACAGGCUCUGGUGAAGUUUAAAGUGUGUUGGUGGAUUGAAGAAAAGUGUGUGUUUAUUGUGCAAGUGUAGGAGCAACUACUGUCCCAUCAUGCCUCGCUCUUUCUUGGUGAAGAAAGUCAAAUUGGACGAUUUCUCGGCUGCUGAGCUGGAGAGCUCAUAUGGCCACAGCAGAAGAGAGGAACUCAGUCUGCGAUUCCAUCACCAUGACAAAGGCUACGUCAGCGAUUAUCUGGCUCCAUCUCCUUAUGAUGAUGUUGUGGGAAGUGAUUCAUCUGUCAUCUCUAAAGUACCCUCCCCUGGCCACCCGUCAAUCAUCUACAGCCGCAUCGACAACACCUAUUCUGGCAUCCAUGGCGAUAUCCAUGGGGAUUCGGACCAGCCGGACAGCCCACGGUCUGAGGUUUCGUCAUCAGCUGGUGGAUACAUCAACGGGGAUGCCGCCGUGAGCGAGGGAUACACAGUGGAUGCGUUUUUCAUCAUGGACGGCCGAUCACGGAGGAAAUCCACAGGCAACCCCAAAGGAAGCAUUCAGAGGCACACCUGCAGCGAGUGCGGCAAAACCUACGCCACGUCCUCCAACCUGAGCCGGCACAAGCAGACGCACCGGAGCAUAGACAGCAAGAUGGCCAAGAAGUGCCCCACAUGUGGGAAGGUCUACGUUUCCAUGCCUGCGAUGGCCAUGCACCUGCUGACCCAUGACCUCAAGCACAAGUGCGAUGUGUGCGGCAAAGCAUUCAGCCGACCGUGGCUGUUGCAGGGCCACAUGCGUUCGCACACGGGCGAGAAGCCAUUCGGGUGCGCACACUGUGGCAAAGCAUUCGCUGACCGGUCAAACCUGCGUGCUCAUAUGCAGACGCACUCAGCCUUCAAGCACUACAAGUGUAAACGCUGUGACAAGACGUUUGCGCUCAAGAGUUACCUGAACAAGCACUACGAGUCGGCGUGCUUCAAGGGGGCUUUCUCCCCUCUGAGCUCACUUGGGGAAUGAUAGAUUCAGAUAGGUGGACUUUUCUGUUCUUUAAAUCAGAUUUUACUGGCCUCACUCCCUACUUUUCCUGCUUCCCCCAACAAGAAGACCAGUAUGCCUGAGCACUGCAAGGAAGGAAUGUUUUCUCGGCAAGGAUCAUGAGGCAAAUGACAAAAAUAGAUUGAGGACAUGUCCAUUUUUAUCAAGACCCUUCAAUCCCUCCUUUGUCUCCUCCCUCCUCAUCUGGGAGUGGAGUGAAAAGGUUUCGAUGCUUGAUUUAGAUUGCCACCUGCUUCGAUGAGAUACUUCUGAGGCUGUUUUGAGUAUCUGUGAAUAUAAAUAAAGCACAGCACAUCUAGCUCAUCAUUUUUGAAGAUACCUAGAUCUAUUUAUGUCCAUAUCUAUCCUCGUCCCUCUUUUUUUAAAUAUAUUUUCAACCCAUGACGAAACGACACUAAAGCACAAAUCCUCUCCCAUCUCUCUGUCUUUCUGUGACAGGAAUAUCACAGGAGUUUAAAGCAUGAAUCACAUUUUCAGUUUUCUUGCAAAGAGAUUCAAUGAACUUUCAUAUUUACUGCUUUUUUAAAAAACGAAUAAACAAACGUUCACAAUCUAAGGAUACAUCUGGUAUCCUGCGUUUGGUGAAACUGACCCUGGACUGAACUUUUAAGGAGAUAAAGCAUUAAAAAACAAAGAAAGCACACGCUAUUUGUUCUCUGCAAGUAAACAAAAUACUUGUCAAGUUGUUCCUUUACACUAGUGACAUGCUUUGCCUACUGUAUACUGUGCUGGCUACUGACACAUCCACACUGAACUGUGAGGGAAAUAGAAAGUACAAACCUGCCAUAGCAUGGUAGGUAUGGCAAAGUACAGCUUAGUAGUGGGGGAAUAAUCCUUUUUUUGGUGAGUUUUCUUUAAACCAAUGUCUUAAAUGGACUCAUAUUACAAGCUGUUUUCUUUAUUUAAGUUAUUUUUGGCAUUAGUGCUUUACUUGACAGUAUUCAGUGGAAGGUGAGAGGGUAUAUAGGCAGACAAACUGGACUUCCAUGUGUUAAAAUCUCCCACUGAGCCACCAGGGUAUUCCUUAACAAACAGUGUUUUCCUACAACCUAAAUCUGAUGUUAUUUAUUUUUACUCAGCAACGUCAGACGAGGAUCCAGACAUUAAAAAUGUCCUGAUUUUCUUCAAAAGGUCAAACCUUUCUUAAGUGUUGUAAAAUAGUGUUUUUGUUGCCAGUGGGCCACACAGUAUUCAGCUUGGAGGUCUUUUUUUAAGUGUCUAUUUAUUGCCUAAUUUAUUUAUUUAUUUAUUCUUAUGUUUUUGUAGAUGUAUUGAUUUUGCACUUUACUUUGUUAUAUUUUGCCUUUGUUACGAAUAUGCCAAAGCAUUUGACACUUUCUAAUUACAGAAUACCUUUUUACUUUUGUCCGCCACUUUAAUUAUAACUGCAUGCAAAAAAAUAACAAUAGCCUAAUAAUGGAAUCUAUGCCAAUUUUAUGAAAUCUUUGGGAUAUUUUGCCAAACCUCUUAGAUAACAGGCAAAUUGAGCAAAUUUCUGUCUUGGGCAAUAUUUCAUUCAUAUCCAAUAGAGCAAUAAUGCAUGAUAUUUUUGAAGAGACGUGAGUCAUAACUGCUUGUAACAUCUUGAUUUUUUUCAAGUACCACUAUUCUAUGUAGUUAUGAGAAAUGAAAUUUCAGGGAGUUAGCGAACCAAGUUAGUGUUAAAUAUGGAGGGUUGGGUUAAGAGCUCUGUAUUUAGAGGGGACUGUGACUCUGUUGUGAUUCUUUGAGGCCUUCUCCCGUGACUUAAUAGUCUUUGAACAGAUAAAAUUGGUGAGAGCAGAGAGUCAGUAUCACCAAUCUCUGCUGAUUUAGUAUGUAAUACCAUCUAAAACAAUUGCCUCCUUGUUAUAUUUCAGUCUUGGGAUCAAUAGCUUGUUGACAAAUCAAGAAUUAGGAGCUGUUGGUACUUCCAGGGAUUCACACAGAUGGCACAACUCCUUUUGGUGGAGGGCUCUGGGUUGGGUCGGGACGGGUCUUUUUGUACAUGGUUUAUGCACUGCCUGCCUCGUAUUAUUAUUCUAAAAUAUUGUAGAAAGUAGAGGGUACUACCAUAGGCCUCUGGUGCUGAAACAUGGAUGAAAACACAAACCCAGAACAAGAACGAUUAAGAGCUUUGGUACUUUGUAUGUCCCUGGUGUGAGAUGUUUAACAUGUGAAACACAACUUUACAACAGCUGCUGAAUGUGGAGAUCAUUUUGACCCUCAGUCGUCCUUGAAUCAGCGAUGAAGAACAAAUUUCCCCCCAUAAGUUGGGUCAUAAUCAGUGAGCUCCCUGCUCAGUUUGAAUCCCGUCAAAAGAUCUGUUCUGCUCCUUGGCUCGACAUUAAUUGACAAACUCCAUGUGAGGACUCCAGAGCGAACACCACUCAUUAAACUGCCUGCACAUUUCAGGUUGCUUUUCUUUCCAUCAUCUUUGGCUGUUGUGAGGUUGUGGCGAUCCCCAAUGCAAUUAUAAGGAUUGUUGAGACUAGAGGAGAAGACAUUUGGUCAAUAUUUCAGCACCAGAGUGCAUCGACAAACACUUAGAUUCUACUAUGAACUACUGUAGCCUACUAUAGCCACAAGCUAGUUUACCUAUUCUUAUAUAAAAGCACUUCCUCUUACGAAUUAUAUCUUACAACGUUUUUUGUUCGAAGAUAGUAGCACAAUGAAAGAGUUUAGAUUCAGGUAGACAAUGCCUUGUAUGUAAAAAUAACAACCUCUUUCUCCUUUUUCUACUACGGUGAAUCAAAGCUAAAAACAACAGCAACAAUGCUGAAAUAACACAGGCUGUGUUGUCCUUAAAUAACACAUGAAAAUAUGCUUUAAAAUGACAGGUGUUAUAAACGAUAACCUUUAUUACACGUGUCAUUUUUCAACAUAUUUGUGCGAGAGCGUCUUCACCACACCUUUUUUAAGAGUGAAUGAAAACUCUUUUUGCGGCAAGAGGCCUUGUAAAUAAGCACUGAUGUGACUUUGGAGUCCGAUUAUUUCUACAGAUGUGUAUAGAGUGACAGUGACGAUGAUGAUGAUGAUGAUGAUGAAGAUGAUGAUGAUGGUGGUGGUGGUGGUGAUGAUGGUGAUGAAUUUUUCUGGAGCUUCCUGCUUUGUUUUGAGUUCUUCCUCUGAGGUUUUUUUAGGACCUCCAGUGGCGGUUUGAAACAAUGUAAAGCACAAAGACAACACUGGGCAUUUUUGUUUCACUUCCUAAAUAAAAACUAGUU